This is a messenger RNA of Exaiptasia diaphana, 1559 nucleotides long. Its product is annotated as polyadenylate-binding protein-interacting protein 1. Gene Ontology annotation, biological process: regulation of translational initiation. The transcript is spliced from 8 exons. Lineage: Eukaryota; Metazoa; Cnidaria; Anthozoa; Actiniaria; Aiptasiidae. Gene Ontology annotation, molecular function: RNA binding; translation activator activity; protein binding. The coding region runs from base 97 to 1305 and encodes 402 amino acids. The record is from RefSeq and is a predicted model, not a curated record.
CUAUCGAUGCCAAGUUUGUAUUCGGAAAAGCGCCUUUAUUUUGGACAGCUCUCUUAGCCGUAAAAUGUUUUAAUGCCAAGAAAGUAAGAAUUCAUCAUGUCCAGCAGAUUCCCUGGACGAGGUAUCAAUGCGCAUCAGUACAUUCCAUUAAGAAAACCAGGCGAAAAAAGACAAGAAACGGUUCAAGAUGGCGGUUCCAUAAAUUCAGUUUCCAAUGCACUUUCAAAAAUGCAUCUAAAUGUCAAUGCACCAGAGUUUGUCCCACGAUUCACAAUCCCAGCAAAGUCAGUUGAGCCAGUACAACAGCCCCCAGACAUACAAGUGGUGAAUUAUGUCAAAGAGGCUCUGGACAGACUAACUUACAGCCCAGGGGAGUUUGAUCUGGUUGUAGAUGACCUAGCAUUAGCGUGGAAAGCAAGAAUACAUGAUAUGGGCACUUUGAAUGAGGUCGCAAGGGUUAUAAUUGAACAAUCUAUCUUACAAAAAAACUUUACGUAUACUGGGGCAAGGCUGUGUGAUCUCAUUGCGAAAAGGAAAGACUUAAAUGAUGUCCAAGAAACAAAAAGCUUUAGGACAAUAUUUCUUCAAAGGUGUGGAGAAGAGCACAAACAGAGAGAAGAACUCUUGCAGUCCCCAAACAGAGUAUCAAGAGUACAUGGGUUUGCAAUGUUUCUUGCAGAACUAUAUACAACCUUUAGAAUGAAUUCAGAACCACUUGAUAUUCUGAGGAAAAAACUGAUUGAGAUGUUGAUGACCUUGAUCAAGCAUGGUAGUGACGACUCUCUUCUCUAUGCUGGCCGUAUUCUUAAGCUGACAGGGUCCUUAUUGGAUGAUCCUAAAUUUGUUAAUAAUCAAUUAACCGUUGAAGUUGACGAAAUUUUUAAAGAAAUCCAAACUCUAAUUACUGCAUCACCCAACCUGGGAAGCUCCAUUAAGGUAUUCCUGGAAUCAGUCAUUAAUCUGAGGAAAUUAAACUGGGGUCGCGAGAACACUCCACCUGUGUCAAAUACUUCUCUCUCUGCCGAGGCACCAAUAUUCCAGUCGUCAAAUCAAGCAGCUUAUCAAAAUGAUCAGGAUGGUUACUAUCAAGAUGAUUAUUAUUCGUAUGAUAUCGAUGACAUUACACCAGUCUCGAAUCCUGACCAAUGGAAUGACUAUUGUGGUGACGACAGUCCAGACGAAAUAAACUACUACCAAAACGACAAUGGCGACGAAGGUGAAGACGACGAUUAUGCCUUCACAGAAGAAAUGCGAAGAGACUUCGAUAAAUUUAUGUCCGAACAGCACCCGCCACCGACUGGAUGACAGACCGAUUUGCACAGCUCACCGUUUAAGCUUAUGUUGGAGAAUAUUUUUAAAAAUCAUAAUAGUAUACUCUUAUGAGGCCCCGACCUCUUUGUCUUUGUAAAUAGAAUACCAUAGGACAAUUGCGAGGCCCACGUGUGCUGUGGAAACCGUCAAUCAUGUUGCCAUAGCAACAGCGUUGCUAAGCAAGUGACGUCGUUGCUAUGGCAGUGUAACUCAUUCAAUAAAUGCAUCUUAAUGUGUUAAGCGUUAAA